AAAAAGUGAUGAGUUAGAAUGAUGAUCAAUUGAAUUAGUGAUGCUAAAGAGAUCUAAAUUAAAUCUCUUGAAAAUAUAAAAAGGAAGAAGAAGAAGAAACAAAUCCAAGAAAAAGAAAACAAAAAACAUAAUAAAAGAAUCAAGAAAAAUAAAAAUAAAAAAAGAGAGUGCUUGUUUCACUAAAAAAGAGCGUAUUUUCUCUCUCCUCCUUCUACUCUUCCCAAAUCUGCUCCUCCUCUCCUCCAUUGUUACACAGAGGAGAGAGAAAAUAGAGCAUUUUUAGAGAGAGAAAGUGAAGAGGUGGAUGGGAAGAUGUCAGACCUUGACAGGCAAAUUGAGCAGCUAAAAAGGUGCGAACCCUUGAAAGAAUCUGAAGUGAAAGCACUUUGCCUUAAAGCCAUGGAAAUUUUAGUCGAAGAAAGUAAUGUUCAAAGGGUUGAUGCUCCUGUCACUAUAUGUGGUGACAUUCAUGGACAGUUUUAUGAUAUGAAAGAACUGUUCAAGGUGGGUGGUGAUUGUCCAAAGACAAACUACUUAUUUCUUGGAGAUUUUGUGGACAGAGGAUUUUACUCCGUGGAGACUUUUCUACUCCUUCUUGCCCUUAAGGUGAGAUAUCCAGAUCGGAUCACUCUUAUUAGAGGGAACCAUGAAAGUCGUCAAAUUACUCAGGUUUAUGGUUUCUACGAUGAGUGCCUCCGUAAAUAUGGCUCUGUGAACGUUUGGAGAUAUUGCACUGAUAUAUUCGAUUAUUUAAGUCUAUCAGCUCUCAUUGAGAAUAAGAUCUUUGGUGUUCAUGGUGGUCUAUCUCCAUCCAUAACAACGUUAGACCAGAUACGGACAAUUGACAGAAAGCAAGAGGUACCACAUGAUGGUGCCAUGUGCGACCUCCUGUGGUCUGACCCUGAAGAUGCAGUUGAUGGUUGGGGAAUGAGUCCUCGUGGGGCUGGUUACCUUUUUGGUGGCAGUGUGGUUACCUCAUUCAACCACACUAAUAACAUUGAUUAUAUAUGUCGUGCCCAUCAAUUGGUAAUGGAAGGUUUCAAAUGGAUGUUUAACCAUCAGAUUGUUACAGUUUGGUCUGCUCCAAAUUAUUGUUAUAGAUGUGGUAAUGUUGCUGCAAUACUUGAGCUUGAUGAGAAUCUUAAUAAAGAAUUCCGAGUUUUUCAAGCUGCUCCACAGGAAGCUAGAGGAACUCCUGCUAAAAAGCCUGCACCGGAUUACUUUCUCUAAAGAUGUUGCAGGUCAUGGUAUACUCUGGUCAAUCAGCGAUUAUUUAAUUGUGGUUGUGAAGCUGGUACAUACGAAGCGAAUGAAACAAUGAUUCGGCUUUUUGAAGGAGCUGAGCUGUCAAUCUGGGUUACGUGUGAAUUUUGGGCAGUACUCGGAGCCUAUUCUGCAACUGUACUGUCUGUCAGUUAUCGCAUGUACUUGUAGUUAUGUACUGUGGAAUCAAAUAUGGAGCUGCCCAACUCCUGUAAAUCCGCAACAUGGUAAAGAGGAGGGGUAGUUAUGGUGUGUGAAUGAUUUAUAGUUUGAAAUAGGCCUCAUUGAGAUACUUAGGUGGAAAAUUACACAGCAAUUUCCAAUGUCAUUUUUGAUUGUUUUGGGGAAACAUUUGAAGCAAAUUGGCAGUACAACGAAAUGCAUCAUUCAUUUCUGCUGUACCUUUUAUAACCAAUUCAUCUUUUACAAUGGUAACUUGACAUAUAUCUCAACAUUUUAAUGUCCUCA
Chenopodium quinoa (quinoa) is the source of this 1731-nucleotide messenger RNA. RefSeq names its product serine/threonine-protein phosphatase PP-X isozyme 2. The transcript has 8 exons. Bases 313 to 1230 code for a protein of 305 amino acids. NCBI's taxonomy places the organism in Eukaryota, Viridiplantae, Streptophyta, Magnoliopsida, Caryophyllales, Amaranthaceae. The record is from RefSeq and is a predicted model, not a curated record. Gene Ontology annotation, molecular function: protein serine/threonine phosphatase activity. Gene Ontology annotation, biological process: peptidyl-serine dephosphorylation; double-strand break repair via homologous recombination. Gene Ontology annotation, cellular component: nucleus; cytoplasm.